UCACUAAACCCGCAACCCAGGGAGUCACUCGGGUCCUGUCUGUUCUAGGACGAGUGAUUUGUAAACUGCUCUCCUGUUUGUUGGUAGACAAGCCGACUUUCUCUCUGUUGUUGUGCUCUGUGCGCCCCUCAACGUAAUGACAAUACACUCAUGGGUGACAAAAUGUGAUGGUACUUCCCGUAGAUGACAUAAAGGUUUUGAAAAGCAGGAUUAUAUUGUGGAUGUGAUUAAAGUGGAGCAUUCAUACAGUGGAGGAAAUGGCUACAAGGAGGCGGGAUUUGUCGUUUGUAUUUCAGCCAGUUAUCCAUGAGCCUCUCUCCAAGCCAGAUCAUCUAGUACAUCAGAAUGGCAUCAAUGGAGAUUUAGUAGAAAGUGUAGGCACUUCACAAGAGGCACCUGCUCACACUAGGGAAAGCCAAGUGUUCCAUGAAGCUAUGAGGGAGGCAUUCCAAAGCAAAGUGCAACAUCCAAGAAAGGCUAUGUCACUGUUUCUGAAAGCAGGAAAAGGUCUUGUUCUCACUGGAAAUGAUGAAGCUGCCUUGGAAUGUUUUGAAUCUCUGAUUCACCUGGCUAAGGAACAACUUAAUAAUGUCUUUGCUGAAAAAUCAAAGUUACCUCCAUUAUCACCAGAAGAAAGGACAGAAAUGUUUUCUAAGAAAUCACUUACAAGACAAGACUCUAUAAGAGAAGAAACAGAGCAAGAAGUGCGAGCGCAAAGUGUACAAGCUUCAGACAGAACUCAAAAUGGUUACAGUGAUAUGGCAUACUCUGAGAAUCAAGAACAAGUGACUGCCAUUUCUAUUGAUAGCAAUCCAAGUUCUGUUGUACAAGAAUAUACAAGUGUUGAAGAACAGCAGGCAUUUGAAGCAUCUGAAAUUGUGCAAGUUUGUGAUGCAUCAGACAUGGUUGUAGUGCAGGAAGAAUCAACACCGUUUUGUUCUGUUCAAACUGUGGAUGAAAGGCACUCUGUGGCGUCAUCUGAGUGCUCCAUGUCUGAUGACACAGGUACUGGUGGCCCUGUGACAUUUAGAGAAGCAACUGUUGUAGACUGCUCAGAAGGCUCAAUGUCCUGUGCAGCAGAGUUAGCGCAUGAUGACAUGCAAGUGUGUAUGGUAGAAUGUGUGGAAUCUGUGGGUGAGGAAUUUGAAGUUGCUACAUUUGACAAUGAUGAUUCUGUUAGCAUUUGUAGUCUUGGAAGUGUAGAGAACAUUGUACAGACUCAUGAAAUUGUUAUGGAGUGUGGAGAACAGAUUGUUGAAGAAGUUACUAUGAGUCUGGUGGACAAGGCUCUUACAAGAAGAGGGUAUGUUGUGAAUGAACUGAUUGAUACAGAGCAGAGCUAUAUCCAGGAUCUGGGUUAUGUUGUCAAGGUGAGGAAACUUUGCAAUGAUCUGAAGUAUUGUGAAGAUGAACCUCAGAAGAUUGGUGAAGUUUUUGCACAAUCGGAACAACAACUGGAGGAACUGUACUCAGAAUACUGCAGGAACAAACCCAAAUCUGACUUGUUAGUUCAGAAAUAUACCGACUCCUUCUUCCAAGGCUGCAAGGAGAAACUGGGUCACAGACUGCAACUAGCAGAUUACCUUAUCAAGCCUGUUCAGAGAAUAACUAAAUAUCAACUUCUGCUCAAGGACAUUCUGAAGCAUACUGAAAAAGCAGGAGAAGACUGCACUGAACUACAGAGAGCACUUGAUGUAGCCCUAAGAAUUCUCAAACGAACCAAUGACAUGGUAAACGUGGGGAUGCUUCAAGGGUUUGAGGUGAAACCUGAGGAAACGGGAGACCUUAUACUUCAGGUGAGAAAUGAAGAUGAUUUUGAACUUGUACCGUCCAGUCGUAGACCACACCGGCAAAGAAAUAGAAAGUUCCAUAAUCCUCAAAGUAUAAAGCUUCAAAACGCUACCAGCACUGACAAAACAAAUACAUCGCCAGACUGCAAGCCUAACUUGAUUACAUGUAAAAGCCAGGUCUCUUUACGAUGUCUCGGAGACAGAUGUUUAUUGGAAAACCAGCUUAACAAGCUUUUACAUUUGACAAGGAUGAUUGCUGCCAGGCUCUUUCAAAUGCGAGACCGCGAGCGGGCCCUGGAACUUUAUAGUGACGUCAUAGCUACCACACUGUCUUUAGAGGAAUUAAGGAAACUGGAAGGAUUGUUUGCUACAAGAGAUCUCUUACUUAGUAAAAGCGUCGAAAUUUACGAAGGAUACAGAAGAGAACAUUUAAGUGCCAGUUUUGACUUAGAAGACUCUUACAACUCUCUGACAAAUCUACUAAAUGAAACUGCUGGGUUUUCCAGUGUGAGUAAAGGCACCACAUGGUCUAUAGUCCUCUACAGCAUAACAGCUGCUGCAGCUUCAAGGGAGCAGCACUGGCGCGAGGCGUCACAAGCGUUUUACCGCGUGUCCAUGGUGUACAGCAACAUGCAGGCCACGGCAAAUGCAGUUGAUAGCUUACUAGACGCACACUGGAUGUGUUGCCAAGCUGAAGAUUAUCUCACUGCUCUUCAGUUCCUGUACAAUGGAUUCAUUCGGGCGCUGGCUGCAAAAGACCUGAUAAGAUGUCUUCGACUGGAACAACAGGCGUUGCACUUGGUGGACAAGAUAAAGUCACUCGGCGACAGAGUUCACCAGAUGGUGAAUGACGAGGGGGAACUGGACGCUAGGCAACAGGUCAGCACUCAGCAUGUGGAGUUCCUGGUCAAUAUGAGUCGAGCUACACGACGAAGAGACUGGGCCUGGUUUGAAAUCGCAGAAACUGAGCUACAAAAAUUCUGUUCUGGUCACCAGGCUGAUGCGGUCCUCCAAGCAGUGUUUCUCAAGAUUAGGAAGUCGUUACCAGGCCCAUCAGAGUGUUGAGGACUCCAGGCUUUGUUCAAAUCGUUGUGACGUGCGACACCAAGGAAAUGAAAUGACGUUAUCGAGAAAGUGUGACCGCUUGUCAUUUGCGGGCUUUGCCUUACAAAAAUGAUUAUGAACUUGUGAAGAUAAGAGAGUAUUAUAGGAAAAUUAUUUAUGAUACGAUCACUGGGUUGUUAUCAUGACUGCUGUGUUAUUUUCUUGUUUGCAAUGGUAGCUGUCUUACAAAGCGUUAGUUAAGUAGCUGCUUUAAGGUGAUUUCCAGUCCGUACUGCGCAGUCUCAGCGCCCUAAUGUUCAUAAACAUUGUAAGUCUCACUCAGUGGAAUGUGAAUCAAUGUUAUUCGUUACGAACCACAUACCUUAUCUUUGAGGCCUUUCAAAUUCUUUUUCCAACAGCGUCAGUGAU
Messenger RNA from Orbicella faveolata, 3263 nucleotides. RefSeq lists its product as uncharacterized. The record is from RefSeq and is a predicted model, not a curated record. Lineage: Eukaryota; Metazoa; Cnidaria; Anthozoa; Scleractinia; Merulinidae. Gene Ontology annotation, cellular component: cytoplasm; extrinsic component of membrane. Gene Ontology annotation, biological process: intracellular signal transduction. Gene Ontology annotation, molecular function: guanyl-nucleotide exchange factor activity.